Urocitellus parryii (Arctic ground squirrel) is the source of this 1300-nucleotide messenger RNA. RefSeq names its product 1-acylglycerol-3-phosphate O-acyltransferase 4 (gene Agpat4). Gene Ontology annotation, cellular component: mitochondrial outer membrane; endomembrane system. Lineage: Eukaryota; Metazoa; Chordata; Mammalia; Rodentia; Sciuridae. Gene Ontology annotation, molecular function: 1-acylglycerol-3-phosphate O-acyltransferase activity. The record is from RefSeq and is a predicted model, not a curated record.
CACAUCUCACGUCAUGGACCUCGUUGGACUGCUGAAGUCCCAGUUCCUGUGCCACCUGGUCUUCUGCUACGUGUUCAUCGCCUCGGGGCUCAUCAUCAACGCCGCGCAGCUCUGCACGCUCGUCCUCUGGCCCAUCAACAAGCAGCUCUUCAGGAAGAUCAACUGCAGACUGUCCUACUGCGUCUCCAGCCAGCUGGUGAUGUUGCUGGAGUGGUGGUCGGGCACAGAGUGCACCAUCUACACGGACCCGAGGGCCUUCUCCAAAUAUGGCACGGAGAACGCCAUCGUCGUCCUCAACCACAAAUUUGAAAUCGACUUCCUCUGCGGCUGGAGCCUGGCGGAGCGCUUCGGGAUCUUAGGGAACUCCAAGGUCCUGGCCAAGAAAGAGCUGUCUUACGUCCCAAUCAUUGGCUGGAUGUGGUACUUCACGGAAAUGAUCUUCUGCACACGCAAGUGGGAGCAAGAUCGCGAGACAGUCGCCAGGAGCCUGUUGCACCUCCGGGAUUACCCCGAGAAGUAUCUUUUCCUGAUCCACUGCGAGGGCACACGGUUCACAGAGAAGAAACACCAGAUCAGCAUGCAGGUGGCCCAAGCCAAGGGGCUGCCCAGCCUCAAACACCACCUGCUGCCACGCACCAAGGGCUUCGCCAUCACUGUGAGGUGCUUGAGGGAUGUAGUUCCAGCUGUAUAUGACUGUACACUCAAUUUCAGAAAUAAUGAAAACCCAACACUGCUGGGAGUCCUAAAUGGAAAGAAAUAUCAUGCCGAUUGCUAUGUCAGGCGGAUUCCAAUGGAAGACAUCCCCGAAGAUGAGGACAAGUGCUCGGCCUGGCUYCACAAGCUCUACCAGGAGAAGGAUGCUUUUCAGGAGGAGUACUACAGGACAGGUGUCUUCCCAGAGACCCCCCGGGUCCCCCCACGGCGGCCCUGGGCCCUGCUCAACUGGCUGUUCUGGGCCUCGCUGCUGCUUUACCCUUUCUUCCAGUUCCUGGUCAGCAUGGUCAGCAGUGGCUCUUCUGUGACACUGGCCACCUUCAUCCUCGUCUUCUGCAUGGCUUCCAUGGGAGUUCGAUGGAUGAUUGGUGUGACAGAAAUCGACAAGGGCUCUGCCUAUGGCAACAUCGACAACAAACAGAAGCAGAGUGACUAACUCAGGGAUGUGUCACCUCCAAAGGGAACCUUGGGGAACUGGUGGCCUCUGCACAGCCUUCUUAGUGGGACAUGAUGAUGGAGGCUGGGUGAGCCCCUGCCGGCACGAGCACACAUCAAGGCCUCCCCAGACAUGGAGCUCGGUCUCGGA